Molecule: messenger RNA, 342 nt
Organism: Brugia malayi
Lineage: Eukaryota; Metazoa; Nematoda; Chromadorea; Rhabditida; Onchocercidae
Exons: 2
Coding region: 1-342 (113 amino acids)
Source: RefSeq, a predicted model, not a curated record
AUGGAUAAAAUAUCUAAAACGUUGUGUAGAUUAAACGAAGAGUACAAACAAGUGUAUGAAAAUGAAAAGAAGGAAGCAGAAAGUGAGCGCUUCGUUGUCGAAAAUUUCAUGUUGCAAGAACGAGUAUCAUUCCUACCCAUGACCAGUUCAGCAAUGGUAUCUAUAUAUAAGCGUACUGAAUUCAUGGUCUUAUCGGCUGGUAUUGUGCUGUACUGGGUUGUGAUGGUAUUCAUCGGAACGAUGUUAAUAAUGUGCUGCAUAUGUACAAGGUCCCGAACAAAUCGGGAUGAAGAUGGAGAGCUUCGAAAAAACAGAAGAGAGGAUAUAGCAGAAGAUGCAUAG